UGGACAUCGUGACAGCCACAUUGCACAACGCUUCAUGAUUCAAAUUAUUGUCCCAAUGCAUUCGUCCACUGGCUAAAGUAUUAGACGAGAAUCAUUAUGGUAGAGCGGGUCCCUUUGGAAGAAUACCAAGCGGAGCCAUCGAAAAAAGCCAGAUCUCCACAAAUUGGGGUCUUCUCCCUUAUCAGCAGCUGUAGACUUGAUCAAAACUUUGGAUACUGCCUUUGCCAAAAUGAACUCUUACGCUGUAACGGCGGCAUUCGACGCCGAAGAAGCCCGCCGGAACGCCCGAGCGGCUUCACAAGUCGCCUUGCGAUUUCAAAAAGAAGGGUUCGCGACAACUGACCAGGACCCAAUUUUGAAAAACCUGGGAAUCUCACUUCCCGGGCACACCACAACAGAUGUGACCUUAGCAUCGCUUGCCCACAGUUCGACAGCGGACUCCGACUUUUACAGAUCCGAUAGUCCGCGGAAACGAAAGAAUAUAUCGUUUCCACCAACGCAGACGCAAUUCUCAAAUGGUACUGUCAAUGGAAAUGGACAGCCUGCACAAACCCACGACGAAGAUAUGGGAUCACUCAGCCUCCAGUUAGAAAGGUCCAAGCAGAAUCUUCAAUGCGAGCGAAGGUUGCACGAUGAGACAAAAUCAGCAUUGACACAGGCCUACUUUCAGAAUAGCAAACUCCAAAAACAAAUUGAAUGUUUAUUAAAAGAUUUGGAAAGCCAGCGCGAAAGUAGUCUUCACAAGACAGAAACCUUGGAAGAAGAGCUUGAAAGGAGUCAUGUUCGUAUACAAGCAGCCGAAGAAGACGCGCAACUUGCCCUUGAUUUAGCUAAGAGCAAUUCUGAAAGCCGGGAACAGCUAGAAAGCUGGCUUCAACGGGCGUUACAAGAGAUCGAGUAUCUGAGAGAAAGUUUAACAUUACCGCAUGAUGACCGAGAGUCGCCUUCGCCAAAGCAUGUAAGGUUUGCGAAUACUCCUAGUAUCAAGUUGUAUUCACCGUCGCCAGACCGACCGUUAGCAACUCACCACCAUGACAUGGUGGGGAAAUCAGCGCGUUCGGUAAUAUCGGCUGGUCGAAAAGUUCUGCGUCGGUCGUCGCUCUAUCAAGAUACCGAAGACGAAAUCGCGAGGAAAUCAAUGGAACGAAGACAACAAUUGAGGAAAAAACUCCUUGCACCAACAUCUUCAGAUCAUACGUCAAAAGAUGCACCCCCAUUUUCGCCCCCUCAUUCAAGCACUGCGUCAACAAUGGCGCCAGUUGCAACUACCCUUGCCAAUACAACUCCAUUUCUUGUGUCUGCUGAGGAUAGGCUGAACGAAAUGGCCCGCACUGCUACGAAGAUAAUUUGUAGUAGUGGUCGGCGAAUGUCCCUCAACGGGCGGUGGUGGAAUACCGAGAACAAAGACUCUGAUCUAUCUUCAACUGUUCCUGAUGUUCCUUUGGAUGCUUUGACCAAACACUAUUGUAGCGCCGUCGAG
Messenger RNA from Phaeodactylum tricornutum CCAP 1055/1, 1480 nucleotides. RefSeq lists its product with no specific name. The annotation marks the transcript as partial. Lineage: Eukaryota; Bacillariophyta; Bacillariophyceae; Surirellales; Neidiaceae. The transcript has 2 exons. The record is from RefSeq and is a predicted model, not a curated record.